GCUUCAAAGGGCCGAGGAAGAUGACCGUCGUGCUGCCCGGGAUGACAGCGGAUCACCAGCGGGUCGAGUUCAGGUCAAGUGGAGAACAUGACAGUCUCAUUGACCGCUGGAAGAGUAAAAAUAUGGACCAGCUCAUCGAACUCUGUAACAAGACCCCUGUGUGGAAUGACGACACCCAAAGCUACGUCCUGAAUUUCCACGGGCGAGUCACGCAGGCCUCCGUCAAAAAUUUCCAGAUUGUCCAUGAGAGUGAUGUGGAGUACAUCAUCAUGCAGUUUGGACGCGUGGCAGAGGACGUGUUUACGAUGGACUAUCGAUACCCCAUGUGUGCUCUGCAGGCUUUUGGCAUAGCACUGUCUUCAUUCGACUCGAAGUUAGCAUGUGAAUAAUAGAUAACUUUGUAAUCCUAGAUAUUCCUUUUGUUUUUCUGUAUUUUUGGU
Penaeus chinensis is the source of this 440-nucleotide messenger RNA. It is a transcript of the gene ktub, whose product is annotated as protein king tubby 1-like. The record is from RefSeq and is a predicted model, not a curated record. Gene Ontology annotation, biological process: protein localization to cilium. NCBI's taxonomy places the organism in Eukaryota, Metazoa, Arthropoda, Malacostraca, Decapoda, Penaeidae. Gene Ontology annotation, cellular component: cilium. Bases 21 to 389 code for a protein of 122 amino acids. The transcript has 3 exons.